UUAACAGGUAGAAAAACCGUUAUUAAUUACGGGAUUGGCUAGUUGGUAAAAUUAGCAAUUUUCAUUGGUCCGUACUGAGCUGAGCGUAGAAGUAGGCGGAGUUUUGCACACGGCGCGCAUGUCUGGCCGUUGACCGUGACGUCAGGCAGAUAUAAAUUUUAAGAGGAGUAACGUGAUUGGUCAGUUAUUUGAGCUGUGAUUGGUCGAAAUUUGAACUGAAUAAUUUGAGCUAGCGGACCAAUAGGAACGAAGUAAACAACGUAAAUGGGUAUUUUCCGUUGAACUUGAACUGUAAUGGGAAAUUUGAUCUGAGAUGAGAUAAUUGAGACGGAAAAUGACCUUUUGAGUUUAGACAAAGGAAAAGUGACCUUUGAUUGAAUUAAGCUAGAAAGUGACCUUUAACUUGAAUUGAGCCAAAAAGAGACCUUUUGACAGAAAUCGAGUUGGAAAGUGACCUUUUGAGUUGAGUUGAAUCGGAAAGUGACCUUUAGGACCAGAACGUGACCUUUGACUUUGAAAAGUGACCUUUACUGAAAAGCUGGAAUUGACCAAAUUGACCUAUUUAAGUGACCUUUAUGAUCUGAAACUGAACGGUGACCCUUAUCGAAGUGAAAUUGAACUGAAUAGUGGUACAGCGAUAUCAGCAGAUGUAGGAUUUCAUUCGCAAACGUGUUUCAAACAGUAAAAGCUGUUUCGAAAUUUUGUCCGAAAGUAACCUUUUAGGGCAAAUCUCUCGAACUUUUUAUCAAAAAAGUGACCUUUAAACAGGACUCCGUCGAAAUUUUUCAGUCGAAAAGUGAACUUUAAUAAGGACUUAGAAAAAUUUCGGAAGUACAAAGUGACCUUUAGGACAAUUGAAUAAACCAUACAAUAACGUUUGUGUGAGAACAAUUGGCAGGAGCGUCCAAGUUAUCCGAUCAACAUGGACAAAGACAAAGAAGAACCGACAUCCAACAGCAGUCAGGGAAGCAAAAGCUCCCGCAGCUCACAGCAAAGCGCACCGAACCCGUACAAAAAGGACUUGCACACAUACUCACGUCCAGUUGGACAUGAGCGGAACACUCGAGCGCCCAAGGCAUUCGAGAAGAAGGAUUCACGAGGCUCUGAUAGCACUUAUCAGAAGGCGCUCGAGGCGGUCGCCGAUCAGGAAAGCUCCAGAGACGACCAGAAGCACACUCCCACAUUCAUGGCGGGAAGUGAUCUGAUGAACCAGAUAAAGGUCACCGGGGAGGAGAAGUCCACAGAAACAGGAGCGGAAGCAACGGGGGCAUCACAGCUGGAUGCUACCAUCAGCGGAACGAACGAGCAGGAUAAAAAUGCGAACCUGACUCAAUCGGAAAUGGAAAAGACAAAGGUCACCGAAGAGGAACUGGCCGAACUGGGAUUGGAUGACCUUUCACUGAACGAUAAGACCGCAGACGAUGACCUUUUUGCAACUCCAAUGGUCUCAGAUGAAUCCAACGAGUCAUACUUCACAGAUGAUGACGCAACGAUGAACAUGUCCUUUCAAACUGCAAUGAAAGAGGCUGACCGAGCAGAAGAAGUGACCCCGUUUAAGGAUAUCCCCGAACAUUUAAUUGACCGGACACAGAAUGGAAAGGUUAUCAAUGUACGACCACAGUCACCAAACAGUCCUACGUUAACUCUGAGGAGACGCGUAAGGGAGCUGGAGAAUGAACUUGAGGCCACUGAACGUCAAGCGGACAAGCGGAAACAGGAGUAUCGAGAUAGAUUAUCGACACUCGAAACUCGCUUAUUCGAAUUGGAACAGCAACAGGGUGACCUCCAGAGCUCCGCAGACGGUUGGAAAGUCAAAUAUGAGCGACAAAAGGAAAUUGCAGAAGAGUACCUAAAGAUGGCAGAUGACAGAGAAAUGGAAGGUCAUCUCGCUGUCAGCGACCUCAAUGAAAGCAUGUCGGAAGAGUCAGCGGAAAGGUCACGGCACUUAGCCGAAUUGAAGGACGAAUGUGACCAGUUACGCCAAAAGGUCAUCGAAGCGGAGGCAAAGCGGGACGAGUAUGCGGCUAACUUUGCGGGGGUCACACAACGAUUGACAACGCUAGCAACAGAGACCUUCAAACUCAGAAACGAUUUGAAGCUACGAGACGAAGCCUUCAGCACUCUGCAAAGCGAGUCAAAAGGUCAUCAGGAACGUGCAGAUGAAGCCGAAAGAUUACGUAAUGAAGCGAUUAAAGCGAAACGUGAUGUAAGAGACCUUAUGGCAUCGGAAGGAGAAAAGUGGAAGGAAGAGAUUAAAAAGGUGAACGAUGAAAAUGAAAAGGUCACCGCAGACGUUCAAAGGGUCACAAAGGAAGGGCUUAAGUGGCAAAAAGAAGCACGGCGACUGGAUACAAUGGUCACAACACUGGAGCUGAAGGAUAAAGAAUGGCAACAACAAGUCGCUCAGAAGAACCAAGAAGUCACAAGGCUGAACGCUGAAUUGCUCGAGAUGACCACUACAGCACUGGCGAAGGACGACGAGUUGAUUGCAAUUAAGGAUCAGGUGAGAUCAGCCGCUGGACAAUAUCAGCAACUUGAAAGGGAAACAACUGAGCUGGUCGAACACAUCAAAAAGAUGGAACGGGAAAAUGAAAAGGUCACCCAGUAGGAAUCCUUUAAAUUGCAGGAACACUUACGAAAGGUCAACUUGGAAAAUUCGGACUUAAAGAGAGAAAGGGAAGAACUUCAUUUGAGAACUAAACGAUUGGAAGACGAGAACAAGGCGCUCCAGACGUCUAACAAACACAAAGAUGAACAACUCCUACAAUACGGAGUUAAAACGGCAACAGUGGAGUCCCCUCCGCCCAGUUACAGCAAGGCGCAUGAAACGGGCACGGGCAAAAGUUUCCACUUUGAAAUGCCACUACGAACUGGUACCGGUAAAGGAAGCGUAAAAGCGGAACGAGAAGGUGAAAAGGGCAAAGAAGACAAAGAGCCACCUUCGGAAAGUUACCCGCAUAUGAGUCGAGGUGACCCUUCACAAUUUCCCUCGCACUUUGAAACAAACGUGUUCAUUGAUGAAGGGCGACGAGACAGACCCUCCAGCCGGCAGGAGCGCCCUAGGAAAUCCCGUUAUGGAAAGGCGAGACGAAAUCAAAGUGAUGACGGAAGUAGCGAAGAACAUGAUGACCAGAGAGCAGAAAAUACAGCGGUGCAAUUGACAAAAGCACUCAACUCGAUGGCCAGGAAAACGCCACUUAUGACCUUUGACGGCAGUCGUGACACAGUGAGUGGGUGGACACGAUUGGUGAAAGAAACCCAAAGGACUUAUCAGUUGACGGGCGACCAAAUCAUGAUUGAGAUAGCCAGCGCAGUGAAAGGUCCUGCAAAAACAUGGUUUGAAGGAGAAAAGGACAUCGCAGCAGAAGAUGGAAUCGAAUACUCAAUAACCGAAUGGAUGGACAAAUUUAAAGAUGAAUACGGUGACCGAGAUGAAGAAGUCCUAGGCUUACGUGAGGCCUAUGCAAGGAAAUUUGAACUCGGAAAAGAAUCGCUUGACCAAUACUAUCAAGCGAUGAUGCGGUUUAAGGCAAAGAGAAUCAUUACUGAGAAACAGGCCGUGGGCUUCUUAAUCAAAGGAUGUAGAGUCGACAAUGAGCUCUACAAAGCCCUGCGCAUACAAAAGUGCAAGACGCCAACGGACGUGAAGGAUUUCUUUCGACAUUGGGCCACCGGCGAAGAGAAAUAUAAGGCACCUAAAGGUCAACGUAACCAGGAAUACGUGACCAUCCGCCAAGGCCAAGUCGAAAAUGUGCCGCAACAGAGAAUGGCAGCUGCACCAGUUCAGCAACCAGCUGAAUACCGAGUGGAGACUCCGGUUAGAGAGGUCACGGAAAAAGUGACCUUUAUCGACAGUCAGACGGGGCAACCGAUAACGUACGCAAUGGUAGCGGCGAUACAAGCGGCAGCUCAAGUGAGACCGGUACCUCAGAAUGUGGCUCCACCGGCACCACAGAAUAUGGCCCCUAUGAAUGUCGUGUUACCACAACAAGGGGGGGGUAACGGAAAUUUCGGUGGAAAUGGAUACGGUAAUGGAAACUGGAAUGGAAGCUUUCAGAAUCAAGGGCAAGGUCAAGGCAACUUUCAGCCAAACAGAUGAAACCAGAACUAUCAGCGGAAUCAAGGGUCACGAACAGAGUUCAAGUUCCAGAUGAUCGACGGAUGGGUGGCGAACAACGUACAGAUGUGCCAAUACUGUAUGUAUGGCAACCACCAGACACAAGGAUGCAAAUUCGCCAACACACCACCGGAACUGAACCCGAAUCUGUUUGCCUUCAGAGAGUGGCAACGUCUUCGCGCAACGGGCGGAUGGCAGCAAGCGGUGGCUAACGGAUAUGACUUGAUUACACAAUGGUAUCAGGCGAAAGCGAACUUCCAGAAUCAGCAAGGAAAUGGAAACGGUAACUAUGGAAAUGGAAAUGGCGGCGGCCAGAACGGUGGCUACGGCCGUGGUGGCUUUGGCCGCGGUGGCUUCAGAGGAAGGGGCAGAGGCUUCGGCCGCGGAAAUUUCAGAGGAGGCCAGAACAAUGGAGGCGGCCAAGGAAACUACCAACAGGGUGGUGGCCAAUACAAUAACGGCAAUGGACAAAACCCUAACCCGGCAAAUGAUAUUGGGCAACAACAAGGAAAUGUGCAGGGCGCGCAACAGGGAGGGGCGCCGGUUCAGGGAAACGGGCAAGAUCAGUAGGCACCGGUGAGCCUACUGAUCGACCCGACCCUAAAUCACCAGAUAAAA
This is a messenger RNA of Paramacrobiotus metropolitanus, 4735 nucleotides long. Its product is annotated as CAP-Gly domain-containing linker protein 1-like. NCBI's taxonomy places the organism in Eukaryota, Metazoa, Tardigrada, Eutardigrada, Parachela, Macrobiotidae. Bases 923 to 2608 code for a protein of 561 amino acids. The record is from RefSeq and is a predicted model, not a curated record. The transcript has a single exon.